Molecule: messenger RNA, 150 nt
Organism: Ambispora gerdemannii
Lineage: Eukaryota; Fungi; Glomeromycota; Glomeromycetes; Archaeosporales; Ambisporaceae
Source: the annotation of a GenBank genome assembly
AUGGCAACCACAUUUUCAGGAAUAGAGAAUAGUUUUGGGAUUCGUGGAGUCAGUAGUCAAAGUAGUAAAGACGCACAACCUACCAUUGGAAAUCGAUCAUGCAAGUUGGAGAGUUACAAGGGUGGUUCAACGAGCUGGAUGGUUGAAUAA